Vicugna pacos (alpaca) is the source of this 4891-nucleotide messenger RNA. Lineage: Eukaryota; Metazoa; Chordata; Mammalia; Artiodactyla; Camelidae. The record is from RefSeq and is a predicted model, not a curated record.
UGCGGGGUCUGCCCGGCUUCCCCAUCACGUCCUCCCAGUUGCCCCAGUGACUGUGUGACCCUUCUCUCCCGCCCCGCGCUGCCACCUGCCCUAUAAAUAGAGGCGAGGAGCAGCUGGGCUCUCUUGGCAGUCACCAUGAGGGCGCUGGUCCUGCUGUGCUGCUUCAUGGCCUCGCUCCUGCUCCCAGGACAAGCAGAACCGCAAGUUUCCGCUUCGGGUGGCACAGAAGAUGUUGACCAUUUGUUGGAGAAUCAUUUCUCUGCUGGAGACGCAAGUCUAGAGGAGAAGGAAAGGGCCCUUCAGGCGGAGGCGGCCCUUGGAGAGACGAACCUGCUCCUUCACCCCCGAGAUGGCGGGGAGGCUGGGAGCUCUGAGAAGAAUGCCGCGGGGGGCCUCACCGCCAACGCCGGCCUGGGCUCUGAUUCCGAAGCCAGCCCCUCCAAUGCCUCAGCCUCGGAGUCCGCUCCCCCCGGGGAAGCUGCCGGGCCUGGGGAGGAGGAUGCGGGCCCCCUGGGAGCGAGCGCCUCUCCCCCAGAAGGAGAGUUGGAGCCGGGGGAGGAUGGGGGGCCGGAGCUCAGCUCUGGAGAGAGCCCAGGACGGGAGGCGGAAGGACAGGCUGGGAGUGGCGUGGUCCCCAAGGACGCCGAGGAGGCCCUUCGCGACGACCCCGCACAGGGAGCAGCAGAGAGGACCUCGGAACCUGAAGACGCAGGGCCCUCUCCUGGCACACAGAUCGAGACAGAAGAGGUGGGCAGCCCAGAGCCAGGUCAGGAGCCAGAGGUGCCAGAUGGAGCCGCGGACGUGGACGCAGAAGCCAGGGAGGGGACUGAAGACCAGGCGGAGCCCAGCUCCAGCCCAGCCUCGGACGCCGGCGCAGAGAUGCAGGGCCCCCAGGAGGACCGCCCCCUAGAGGGGAUGUCCGAGGAGCAGCCGGACGCAGCCUCCUCCGAAGAAGACGGGGGCGAAGACAGCAGCGGCGAGGAAGAAGAAGGAGUUCUAUCCCAGGAAGAAUCCGAAGAGGACAGCGGGGACGGGGCUAGUUCGGAAGAAGCAGGAGGCGACUCGGAGGAAGAAGCCGGGGAAGCCCAAGAAGCAGCGGGAGGCGCGAGCCGCGGGGAAGAGGUGGAGGACGUGAGUGAGGAAGCCCCGCUGAGGGAUCGUUCCCACAUCGAGAAAACUCUGAUGCUGAAUGAGGACAAGCCAGCUGAUGAUUUCUCUGUGGUGCUGCAGCGGCUUCGAAAGAUUUACCACUCGUCCAUCAAGCCCCUGGAGCAGUCUUACAAGUACAAUGAGCUUCGGCAGCACGAGAUCACAGAUGGGGAAAUCACUUCCAAGCCAAUGGUGCUGUUCCUGGGGCCGUGGAGCGUUGGCAAAUCCACCAUGAUAAACUACCUCCUUGGGUUGGAGAACACUCGCUACCAGCUCUAUACAGGUGCUGAGCCCACCACCUCUGAGUUCACGGUCCUCAUGCACGGGCCCAAGCUGAAGACCAUCGAGGGUAUUGUCAUGGCUGCUGACAGCGCCCGCUCCUUCUCGCCCCUUGAGAAGUUUGGCCAGAAUUUCCUGGAGAAGCUGAUUGGCAUUGAGGUUCCCCACAAACUUCUGGAGCGGGUCACUUUUGUGGAUACACCAGGCAUCAUUGAGAACCGCAAGCAGCAAGAAAGAGGUUACCCCUUCAAUGACGUGUGCCAGUGGUUCAUUGACAGAGCGGACCUCAUCUUUGUCGUCUUCGACCCAACCAAGUUGGAUGUGGGUCUGGAGCUGGAAAUGCUCUUCCGCCAGCUGAAGGGACGUGAAUCCCAGAUAAGGAUCAUCCUGAAUAAAGCUGACAACCUGGCCACGCAGAUGCUCAUGAGGGUCUACGGGGCCCUCUUCUGGAGCCUGGCCCCGCUCAUCAACGUCACAGAGCCCCCCAGGGUUUACGUCAGCUCCUUCUGGCCACACGACUACAAGCCUGACACCCACAAGGACCUGUUUCUCAAGGAAGAGAUCUCCCUCCUGGAAGACCUGAACCAGGUGAUCGAGAACAGGCUGGAGAACAAGAUCGCCUUCAUCCGCCAGCACGCCAUCCGGGUCCGCAUUCAUGCCCUCCUGGUUGACCGCUACCUGCAGACGUACAAGGACAAAAUGACCUUCUUCAGUGAUGGAGAGCUGGUCUUUAAGGACAUUGUGGAAGACCCUGAUAAAUUCUACAUCUUCAAGACCAUCCUGGCAAAGACCAACGUCAGCAAAUUUGACCUUCCCAACCGUGACGCCUAUAAGGACUUCUUUGGCAUCAACCCCAUCUCCAGUUUCAAGCUCCUGUCCCAGCAGUGCUCCUACAUGGGCGGUUGCUUCCUGGAGAAGAUUGAGCGGGCCAUCACCCAGGAGCUCCCUGCCCUCCUAGGAAGCCUGGGGCUGGGGAAGAAUCCAGGUUCUCUCAACUGUGACAAGACAGGGUGUGGCGAGACCCCAAAGAACCGCUACAGGAAACCCUAGGUUGCCGCAGCCAUCCUUGGGUUCCUGUUGGUGAAUGAGCUUGCAUCUGAACUGUCUGAGAAGUCCUGGUUUGUUAACCCUUUGAGCCACACUGGCAAGAACCAUUACGCAUUGGAGAUUUGGGGGUUCACGGAGGCCAGUGGUGGGGGAAGGUGUGGGUGGAGGGAGGAAAGUGGAAACUGUGAAUUAUCGCGUUGCUUGUCUUGUUGCUUCAAUUAUGGCGCCUGAUUGAGGCACGUCGGGCCGCACCUGCUUUCCCUGGGUCCUUAUCUCAGAAGGUCAGAGAGCAGCUAAAUUCUAGGGUAAACUGAAUUCAUGAGUGCCAAAUAAGCUAAAAGCAGCUGAAAUUCCUUUGUCCCUUAUAAGCUGGGAAAACAGAGAAGACUUGAGUUCCACAGGCCUGUCUGCUCCUCCACACACAGUCCUCUGUUGCUCCCCAGACCUCAGCUGCCUCCUGAGCUUGGGUUGACUCCCUAGGAGACAGUCUCUUGGGUCUGAAUCAACCUGGGGUUUGAGCCUACCCCCAGGCCCUCUUCCCUGUUUUCACAAGGGGCGGGGAGCGGUUCAGGACACCAGAACACCAAGAGAGAACUAGAGUUCCUGGCUGGAAGGAUCUGCCCCCUGCUCCCAACCCUGGCCAUUUCUCUGGCAUCAUCUUCUAAGCCAGCUGGGAAGCUCGGUCCCUUUCUCAGCUCCAGGAGGAGGGUGACUCUUCCGUGCAUUCAGGUAAUUCACUUCUUGGAAGCGACUUCAGUGGAAGUCGUGGCAGGGCUCAGAGGGUUAAUUGGUUUGCAGUGUGUCUUUGUCUAUUGCAUGUCUUGGAAAACUCAGACCCCAAAGGCUUUGGGUUUCAGAGGGGACAGUGGAGACCUUGCUCCUUGCUGUGGCCCCAGUAUCUCCGCGGAGACACUCGGCAGAAGGGUCGUUCCUUCCUGGUUUUCAUCACAUGGCUUUCCUUUCCCUUCUCUGUUCCCUGAUGUGCACUUGAAACUCGGAGUCAUUUCCUGGGACUCAGAACCCGCACCAGCCUCCGAGUAUCGGUGGCAAUCCAGGCCUGACCUUCAGUUCCCACCUGAACUUGUUGCUAAUUCCCACUGAUUGCACCACGGGGGAGCCUGGCUUCAAAUACCGAUGAGUGCGAAUGUGUGUGUAUUGCGUUGUCCAAGAGAGAUUAGGGAGAUGACAGAGGCCGGAGGGCACAGAGGAAGAACUGGCUCUGAGGGUCCUGCCCACCUGGCUAGCCCUCUCGGUGGGGGGCAGCAGGGACGGAGGGAGGAUGCUGGAGGGGAGAAGCCUUUUGAUGGAGAGUGAGUGGCUGAAGAGUCUGUAAGUCCGGGAGACCUGGCCCAGCUGCCCAGAGGGACUCCACCGAGUGACAAGUGAGCCAGGCCCUCCUGGGAGUGAGCUGUCCCGGGGGACUUCACUACGGGGCAGGGGUCAGGACCUACUGGCUUCAGGGAGUCACCCAGACCAGAAGGAAACUGAAGACAAGGCAGAGGGAGAGGUGCUCUGAGGAUUACGCAGUGGAAGCAAAUCGGCGAUCGGAUUAGGUCCACCAGGAGAACUGUAAUCCCAGAAUUUCCGUUUCUUGGAAUUAUUAACACUCCGGCGCGUGCUGCAACAGAGGCUGCCUCUUGUGGCUUUGCUGAGGACCCGGAACCACCCACAAGGAGACCAGAGCCUCCAGGACAUUGUUUCUAAGACCAGAGCCAACCAGAGAAGAAAAGUCUGCCAGGGGCAUCCAAGGAGCUUGGUGACCAGUUCCUGGGGAGCUGCUUCCUUCUCGUUAAAAACCAACCCUUCCUCAUCUCUGCAUCCUUUAUGCUCUCGAGGGGCUGCUCUCCCUUCUUGCUCUCAGCUACCCGUGGCAUAUCUGUUUUUCCCAGUGCAGAAGGGGAAAGAAAAAGUGCAGAACUGGGCAUUUUUAUAGCUGCUAAUAAGGUCACCACUGCUUUGGGGGAAGCAGCUGGAAUGAGAUGAGUACAUUCACACAAUACUUACAUUUUCGGGGGUGGGGGCGGUGACAUCGUCAGCGAUCCUUUCCCCCUUGUCUUUUUUCCAUCCGUUUUCUGUUUCUUACUCCUGCUCCAAGGUUCACUCCUUGGCUUCCCGUCUCUCUAACUGCCCGCACGCCUGUCAGUCAACCAGCUGGGGCUUUAAGCGCUGUUUUGUGCCCUGCUCUUUGGAGGUGGAUUUCAAGCAGAAUUCUGACUCUUUGGGUUGGGGGGUGGGGUAGUGGAGAACUAGGGGGGAGAUUCAGGAUCCAGAGAUCCCCUGGGAGAAGCAUCUGUAAAUGUUUGUGCCUGAGCAGUUGCUGUUCCUCUCCAAAGCAGAACCUUUCCACUGCCCUUUCCAUUCUGAGUUCAUCAGGGAGAAAGUCUCAAUAAAGUUCCAAUCUCUCUGUAACACCUCA